AUGGUAACGCCAAACCGUUAUUUGUCCUCAGCCUUAGAAUUAAUCAAGGUAAAGCGCUUUGCGGAUAAUUGGUUACAAGAAAGCGAUGAGAUCGAGUGCAAUGAUCUUGUAGCGCUGGUAGAGGCACUCGACUGCUUGAAGAAGGACGCUCAGCAGAAACUGUCCAUUAGAAGAGCUAGCCAAGCGAGCAUACAAAUCCAAUCACGUCCGGCAGGCAUGGGUGGUGCUAAUCAAGGGGUGCGAAGAUCUUCUCGUCGCAUCGCGUCCGCUCCUCAAUCUACUUCAGCAGGCUCGUUGUUUGUCACUGAACACGAGACGGAGUCCGAAUCCAGUGACGAAGGACAUGAUACACCGGCACCAAUGCUCUAUGAGGAAAUUCAUGAUGAAUACACAAUGAGGAAUGCUGCUACAGAAGUCCUUUCGAAUGAUCCGAGAUUGGUAACCACUCAAAAUGGGAGCCAAACGCAAGAGAGUCUUCUUAUUGGGCAAGACCCAUCCUCUCCUAUGCUUUAUACAUCGAGGCUAGCUGGUGACAGCCCAGACGAGCGUAUAGAUGCACAGCCAGUGCGAGUCCUCAACGAAGUAUCGAAUUUCCAAGCUCAUCACGCAUCAAGUACCGCUGCCCCGGACCAAGUAUUUGGAAAUCCAGACUGUAUCGAAAGUCGGCGAGGCCUCGAAAUCCCACCUCAUAGUUUGGUCGGUCAGCCACACGACGCACUAGAUUCACCCAUCUAUGGAUAUGAAUUUCCAGAGGAUGCCACGGUAGAUUUACCCACGCCACAGUUUUUCAAUGAAGCAUUUGAGGGCUGGUCUCCAUAUGGCGAGGUGCAGAGAGACAUCGAAGGGGUCGCCGCGUACCCUGAAGAACAAGAUUCAACCAGUCAAAAUGGCACAGAAGACUUUGAAGACGACCCGACAGUUCAAAGCUAUGUAAAUCUCGCUUGUAGUUCGCGCUUUUGCCUUCCACAUAAACCUGCAGAGGAUUCAGAUUACGUCGACGCUCGAGCAAUCCUGUCACCCUUAGUGAAGGGGAGACCUCUUACAUCAACACUCCUGCAUGGUAUACUGUAUACGUUACUGCGCGGUCCGAUUCUUAUCAUUGAUUUCUGUUCUGAUGCGUUCGGUCCGGAGCCAGUGGAAGAAAGUACAUGCACCGAUUUCGUAGCAAUCGUACCCCGGGAUGAAGACACUUCGCCUCUGCUGGUGCUAGGGCUCGUGACCAGCAAAACACUGUUCAUUCUUGAUCGAAAAACAGCGGAUUUAUCAUCCCUUGGGAUUCCAUGGUUGAUACCUCGCCUAGAGACGCAAGUACAAACUAGUGAGGUCCCUGUACAAAAUCUGGAGAACUUUGAGCUUGAAGUGUUAGAGCAAGCACUUGGUGUAAAGCCUUCUGAAAUCAGUCGCGGACGUUGUCUGCGGAUUUUGCAAUGUGUGAACGAAAUUGGAUCUCCUCACAUUCUCGAAUCAUUGAAACUGGCCUGCACUAGGAAAGAUGGAAACCAAACAUAUCAAGCUACAGAGCAACCCAUUUUCGAUAAACUGUUUCGCAUCCAUAUUUACUUGGACAGGCAAGAAAGCCAAAGCCAUAUUCUCGUUGCCAGAAACCGAUAUAUCAAAUAUUGCUAUUUUGAGACAUAUCUGCGUGCAGUCAAAGCGUUGCAAGAGGAGAAGCAUAACAGUACCCAAGAGAGGCGAAGAGUCUUGGCCCGAAAACGGACGGCCAGCUUUAAACAGGGUAUCUCUCAGACACUGCCCCUCACGCCACAUACGGAAGAAAUCCAUCGAGUUUACGAAAAUCUCAGUCCAUUAGAGAGAAAAAGGCGGGCUCCUGAUAUGGUGAAAGACGAGAUUUUGAACAAGAUUGUGAAGGCAUGCGGCGGGAAUGAAAAGCGAAUUCGACGCAACAUUAACAAAUACAUCAAGGAGGGGAGAGUGUUGCACAAUAUACUGCACGGUAGAAGAUCUUUAGACCCAGGUUUGCUAAUUCUAUUUCCAAGCUUUGGGUGCGAUCUCCCGUCCUUGAGUAUGGCUAAAUUUGGAUUAGAGCUUGAAGAGCUUGAGGAGAAGGCUCUUAUAGAGGCAGCUUGGUUUAGCGAGGUGUUACAAGCUAGACCUGAGCUGCUAGAGCCGGUACCAAAGACUGUCCUUGAUCUCAUCUCGAAUACCCUAACCUACGAUCUUGAUCUCCAGGGCCGUGAUCCAGACAGCGACGAAAUGAAGACUGAACCUGGGAGCAAUACAAGCAACAAAGAUGCAUGGCCUUGUUUAGGUGCUAUCAGCAUUAACCUCCUGAACAUACUUGUAUUCUGGGAAAGUUCGUGGCUUUCAGCACACGAGUACCAUGCACUCCGUCAAGAUGGGCAUCAGGGAUGGCUCGUUCACGCCCGAGGCGAAGACCAGCUACUUAUUUCUUGGGAGCCGACAAUAGAGAAGAAGUCAAUUCAACUAUCACCUCAAGAUCUUCUCUAUGAGUUCUCUGUAGAAGUCCGAAAAGAUCGACCUGGUUUGCUUGGAUACGUCGCGACUAAGUCCUUACGUGUUUCUCCAGAUGCAGGUGUCCGUCGUCCGGCGUUUCUAGCAUACUGGAAAGUCGCCCGAAUGACCAAGGGACUCUUUUAUUAUUUACAGCAAGUUUAUUCAAGCCAUCGAGGCUACAUUAUACACGAGGAGUCAGGCAAAGUGUGGGUGCAGUGGGAACCUACAUGGGUGUUUGACGAAAACUUGAAUGAAAGUAAGAAAGAGCAGCUCUUGCAGAUAUCUCAUGAUCCUGAAGCCAUAUUGCAUCGCUUCCACAAGGCGAUUGUUCAUCAUUCCAUGCGCUCAGUAGUAGAAAGGCGGAUUACUAAGUGA
This is a messenger RNA of Bipolaris oryzae ATCC 44560, 2850 nucleotides long. RefSeq lists its product as uncharacterized. The coding region runs from base 1 to 2850 and encodes 949 amino acids. The transcript is spliced from 5 exons. The record is from RefSeq and is a predicted model, not a curated record. NCBI's taxonomy places the organism in Eukaryota, Fungi, Ascomycota, Dothideomycetes, Pleosporales, Pleosporaceae.